AUGGGAAGUGGAGGGGUUCCGAAGGAUCUGGUGAAUUCCACCAUCAUCAACGUGCUUUGCGACGUGCUGGGGGAUCCUGACCUCUCCGACUUUUCGGUACCUCUGAUGGACAUGGGCUUGGACUCGCUGUCGGCCGUGGAGUUCCGCAAUCGCGUCCAAGCCUCCUUCGAUGGCCUCCACCUGGCGUCCACCGUCAUGUUUGACUAUCCCACCGUUGCAGACUUGACCGACUACAUCGUGGCACAGUUCAGCGAUGGGGAUGAAGGUGACGAAGCGGCCAUUGGAGGUGUCCGGGAUCUCAACACGAACGAGCCAAUGGCCACAGUCGGAAUGGCCGCCAGGUUCCCAGGUUGCCAUGGCAAUGGCACGAAUGAGUAUUGGGCUAUGCUAUGUGCAGGACUUGACAUGAUCUCUACGGUCCCCAUUGAACGAUGGGACAUCGACCUCUACCACGAUCCUGACCCAUCGGUGCCGGGCAAGAUGUACACUCGCUGGGGCGGCUUCAUUUUCGGCCUGGAGGGCUUCGACAACAAGAUGUUCGGCAUCGCAGAGCCGGAAGCACAGGCCAUGGACCCACACCAGCGGAUUCUGUUGGAGGUGGUCUACGAGUCUUUCUGGAACGCCGGCCUGGACAAGGAGCAGCUCUCCAACACCAACUGUGGCUGCUACGUCGGCUGCGCCACGUUGGGCGGCAUCAGCGUCCAGGACUUGAUGCAGAGCAGAAAAGCAGCCUCUUUGGGUUCACUUCUGGGUCCCUGCUAUAGGAAGUCUUAUAGGAACUGCAGAACCCUAACCGUACGCCUGUUGCAACCCCCAGAGUACCUUCAUAUUGUGGCCCUGAGUUUGAAGCCGGCGAGAUGCGGUCAGCAGGGCAAGAUUUUGUGA
Messenger RNA from Symbiodinium sp. CCMP2456, 885 nucleotides. NCBI's taxonomy places the organism in Eukaryota, Dinophyceae, Suessiales, Symbiodiniaceae. The record is from the annotation of a GenBank genome assembly.